Messenger RNA from Lacerta agilis (Sand lizard), 1834 nucleotides. Its product is annotated as microtubule-actin cross-linking factor 1-like. The coding region runs from base 321 to 1814 and encodes 497 amino acids. Gene Ontology annotation, molecular function: cadherin binding; structural molecule activity. Lineage: Eukaryota; Metazoa; Chordata; Lepidosauria; Squamata; Lacertidae. Gene Ontology annotation, cellular component: actin cytoskeleton; cytoplasm; intermediate filament. The transcript has 12 exons. Gene Ontology annotation, biological process: regulation of focal adhesion assembly; regulation of microtubule-based process; wound healing. The record is from RefSeq and is a predicted model, not a curated record.
CAUUGUGGUGACUCUCUUCUUCUGCAUGGAGAAUAUCCAGUUGCAUUAGUUCCAUGUGCCUUGCUGCUUGGUGUUUCUGAAUAACUUAUUUGAAAUCCCACUUACUGCAUGGAUGAGGCCUUUCUCUCUUGCAUACAGUAUUUUCUCCAGCUGUGCCAUUUCUCUCUCCCUCUUUCUGUGUGGUUUGGUAUUGGGGCGGGGUGGCGGUGGAACCCUACACCUCUCCUUCGCUCACAGAUGGGGCCUUUCUACAGUGUCACUGCUGGUUUGCAUAAAGAAGAGGGAGGCGUGUGGCUGCGUAUGGGGUUGGCUGACACCCAAUGAGGUUUUUAAUGCACACUUCACCUCAAAUAAGGAAACACAAGAGGGCCGUAACACAGGGAGGCUGGCCGGGUGACAUCACUGCUCAAAGAGUGACCAAAGUGCAAUUCUUGUCUGGUGGCUUGUUAACUUGGAGCAGGACGGGAGGCUGGCUCGGACCCUCAGAGCGACUCUGUGGAUCUGUGCAUUCAUUCUGCACCCCUUUGGGACAUGGUCACGGCGCCUUCCAGCUGAAAGGAGGGCACACCAGCAGGCAAAUGAACACCGAGAAAUACAGGAAGUUCCUGGAUGGACUCAACAACCUGAAAGAUGAACGGGAUCGGGUCCAGAAAAAGACUUUCACCAAAUGGGUGAAUAAGCACCUGAUGAAGGUGCGCAAGCACAUCAAUGACCUCUACGAGGACCUGCGAGAUGGCCACAACCUCAUCUCUCUGCUGGAGGUCCUCUCUGGUGUCAAACUGCCACGGGAAAAGGGCCGGAUGCGCUUCCACCGACUCCAGAAUGUGCAGAUUGCCCUGGAUUUCCUGAAGCAGCGGCAGGUGAAGCUGGUGAACAUUCGCAAUGAUGACAUAACGGAUGGGAACCCCAAGCUGACACUGGGACUGAUCUGGACCAUCAUCUUGCAUUUCCAGAUCUCUGACAUCUACAUCAGUGGCGAGUCAGGAGACAUGUCCGCCAAAGAAAAGCUCCUUCUAUGGACACAGAAGGUGACGGCGGGCUAUGUGGGAGUGAAGUGCACCAACUUCUCAUCCUGCUGGAGUGAUGGAAAGAUGUUCAAUGCUAUUAUUCACAGAUACAGGCCAGAUUUAGUGGAUAUGGAAAGAGUUCAGAUUCAGAGCAGCCGAGAUAAUCUGGAACAGGCCUUCGAGAUUGCAGAGCGGCUUGGGGUCACCAGGUUGCUGGAUGCAGAAGAUGUGGAUGUUCCCUCACCAGAUGAAAAGUCUGUGAUAACUUAUGUGUCUUCAAUUUACGAUGCCUUUCCCAAAGUCCCAGAGGGAGGAGAAGGCAUCAGUGCCACUGAAGUGGACACAAGGUGGUUAGAAUACCAGAACCAUAUAGAUUCUCUCAUCUCCUGGAUUAAGCAGCACACGAUAAUGAUGUCUGACAAAUCUUUUCCCCAGAACCCUGUAGAGCUCAAGGCACUUUAUAACCAGUACAUACACUUCAAAGAAACAGAGAUCCCAGCAAAACAGCAAGAAAAACGAAACAUUGAGGAUCUGUAUAAACUUCUGGAGACCUGGAUUGAAUUUGGGCGCCUUAAGCUGCCUCAGGGCUAUCACCCCAAUGAUGUGGAGGAAGAAUGGGGCAAGCUCAUCAUAGAAAUGCUGGAACGUGAGAAGUUGCUGCGGCCAGCCGUGGAAAGGUUGGAGCUGCUGCUACAGAUUGCAAACAAAAUCCAGAAUGGGACUCUCAGCUGUGAAGAGAAACUCACCCUGGCAAGGAACACGCUGCAAGCUGUGAGUCUUUCCCUUCUGUUAUUCAGCUCUCCCUGAUCUUCUCUCAGAUCUGCUCC